Molecule: messenger RNA, 899 nt
Organism: Cimex lectularius (bed bug)
Lineage: Eukaryota; Metazoa; Arthropoda; Insecta; Hemiptera; Cimicidae
Product: mitochondrial cardiolipin hydrolase-like
Exons: 5
Coding region: 215-865 (216 amino acids)
Biological process (GO): piRNA processing
Cellular component (GO): mitochondrion
Molecular function (GO): RNA endonuclease activity producing 5'-phosphomonoesters, hydrolytic mechanism
Source: RefSeq, a predicted model, not a curated record
AAAUAACCUCCUAUUAUGUUACAUGCAACAUAAAUUUAAAAGAGCUGUGGUCAAAAUAGAAAAUUUUCAUUUAUUUAAGGUUCAAUUAUUAAAGAACGACGAUAAAAGAACAUUUUGCCUUCAAAGAGAAAAAAAGGGCCUCGGAUGACCGCUCGUGCUUCCGCUUCGUUUAAAUCAAAAUAACUGAUAAGGACCGUUUCAUCAAAGGUGUGAAAUGCAAAUUCUUCAAGGACGAAUGCUGGACAUUUUAACCGUUGCGAUUCCAAUCGGCGUUUACACGAUUUACAAAUUGCACAGCUAUAAAAAAACACUGAGGGACAUCGAAGCCGAGGUGAAAAGGCAGAAAUCAAUCGUGAACGAUGCGCUCUUUUUCAGAGCAUCGGGCGUCGGUGACUGCGAAAAGCACAUCUACAAAAAGAAGCUGUGUUUUAAGUCCGACUGCCCUUACAGGAAGCUAAGAUACAUCAUGGACUGUCUUGAGAGCUGUAGACAGUCUCUGGACGUAUGCAUCCACCUGCUAACGUCCAUGGAGAUCGCUACGUGCAUCAUCAAUGCCCAGAAGAGAGGCGUCAAAGUGCGUGUCAUUUGCGACAACGAGAUGUCGACGAACAAAGGAUCUCAGGUGCGCACCAUCAGCGAAGCAGGCGUAGCCGUAAGAAUCCCGCUGCUCAAUUACCACAUGCACAGCAAGAUAGCGAUAAUCGACAAAUGGAAAGUAAUGACAGGCUCGGUCAAUUGGACUGUCCAGGGCAUGUACGGCAACUGGGACAACCUUGUUGUAACGUCGCAGAAGGAUAUCGUGAAGAAUGCCAUGGACACAUUCGAGCUGAUCUGGAACGACCCAAAAACCGAAAUGUUCUGCUGAAUUUAUUUUUAUAAUAUUAUAAGGCUUAAUUUUA